Messenger RNA from Cylas formicarius (sweet potato weevil), 960 nucleotides. RefSeq names its product G-protein coupled receptor dmsr-1-like. Gene Ontology annotation, cellular component: membrane. The transcript has a single exon. Gene Ontology annotation, molecular function: G protein-coupled peptide receptor activity. The coding region runs from base 1 to 960 and encodes 319 amino acids. Gene Ontology annotation, biological process: G protein-coupled receptor signaling pathway. Lineage: Eukaryota; Metazoa; Arthropoda; Insecta; Coleoptera; Brentidae. The record is from RefSeq and is a predicted model, not a curated record.
AUGGCUAAUCUAUCCAACAACUUUACCUACUGCGAUUUGGAAGAAUUCAGAAAACACUACAAGGAGAACAUUCACGGGUAUCUCAGCCUGACGGUCUGCAUAUUCGGAUCGAUAGCGAAUAUUUUCAACAUUUGUGUUUUGAGGAAGAUGAGAUCGCCCACCAACUGCAUACUGGUUGGUUUGGCCGUCGCGGACCUUUUAGUAAUGGCCCAGUACAUACCUUUUACCGUGCAUAGGAAUUUGCCAUCAUUACCGUUGUACUACACGCAUUUUAACUACAGUUGGGCGGUUUUCUACAAAUUCCAUUCCUUAUUCACCCUGGUUUUGCAUUUCAUCGCUUGCUGUCUGACCAUUAUCCUCGCCAUCUGGCGUUACGUCUACGUAUCUCAAAUUCACGCCAGCAACAUCUGCUCGGACCAAAAAAGAACGGUCAUAGUGAUACUAGUAACUUAUAUCGCCUGUCCCAUAAUAUGUUUCCCUAUGUAUUCCACUCUGGAAAUAAUGGGAUACAACCAGACCUGUGAUUUGAACGGAGUGAUAGUAUUAAAAGAAGACAGACCAAAGUAUCGAAAACUCAAGAACGAAACCAUCUUUAUUUUGCAUCCGAACGAUCCAAACUAUUUGAGCGUAUGGGUGUACAGUUUGUUGCUCAAGCUCCUGCCAUGCAUUUUGCUCACGAUCUUAUCGUACAAGAUAAUAUCUGCCCUAUUAGAAACGAGGAGAAGGAGAAUUAAGCUCCUAAGUUCGAGCAGCCCCCUGCAAAGUGGCAGUAGACGUCCCAAAUCCAGCACGAUUCAACUUUACAAGGAAAACCAGGCGGAUCGGACCACAAAAAUGCUGCUGGCUGUGUUGCUGCUCUUCCUAGUCACCGAAUUCCCUCAGGCGAUACUUGGUCUGACUAGUGCCAUUUACGGGCAACAGUUCCUCGAUGAAUGUUACGCGGCUUUGGGUAAGUCUUGA